This is a messenger RNA of Ustilaginoidea virens, 2886 nucleotides long. RefSeq lists its product as uncharacterized. The record is from RefSeq and is a predicted model, not a curated record. The coding region runs from base 1 to 2886 and encodes 961 amino acids. Gene Ontology annotation, molecular function: snoRNA binding; protein binding. Gene Ontology annotation, biological process: maturation of SSU-rRNA. Gene Ontology annotation, cellular component: small-subunit processome; Pwp2p-containing subcomplex of 90S preribosome. Lineage: Eukaryota; Fungi; Ascomycota; Sordariomycetes; Hypocreales; Clavicipitaceae. The transcript has 2 exons.
AUGGUAAAGUCGUACUUGAAGUACGAGCAUUCCAAGUCAUUUGGUGUAGUUGUAACCAACACUUCCAACAUCGUUUGGGCCGCCAAGGAGCGGGCUGGCACUGGCGCAGGACAAGCGUUUGUAGCGGCCAAUGAAGAUGUUAUCUGCUGGGAUGUCAAGAAGGGGGAACUUGUCAGCCGAUGGAGGGCCGAACGAUGUAGGUCGGUUGUGACUGCCAUUGCGCAAAGUAAAACAGACAAGGAUAUUUUCGCUGUCGGAUAUGACGACGGCAGCAUCAGACUCUGGGAUAGGAAAAUUUCAACAGUUAUUGUCAACUUCAACGGUCACAGGUCCGCUAUCACAACGCUCGCGUUUGACAAGUCGGGUGUCAGACUUGCCAGCGGUUCCAAGGACACGGACAUCAUCAUCUGGGAUCUCGUCGCCGAGGUCGGUCAAUUCAAACUUCGGGGUCACAAAGAUCAGGUAACUGGGCUUUUCUUCAUUGAGCCGGAGCCACAGAUUGAAGAUGAAGUUGGAUCAGUUGGCGUCACCUUGGAUCAGGACACUUCUUCGGACGGCUUCCUACUGACUACUGGCAAAGAUUCGCUUCUGAAGCUCUGGGACUUGUCAUCAAGACACUGUGUAGAGACGCACAUCUCCCAAACAAACGGCGAAUGCUGGGCUCUCGGUGUGUCCCCUGACCUGAGCGGAUGCAUCACGGCAGGCAAUGACGGAGAGAUGAAAGUCUGGUCUUUGAAUGCAGAGGGCCUGUCGGCUAGCUCUCGGCUAGCAGACACGCCAGCAGCAGGUCGUUAUCUCCUCGAUCGCGGAGUUCUUCACAGGCAAAGCAAGGAACGCGCAACAGAGAUAGCUUUUCACCCCCGGCGAAACUACUUUGCUGUACACGGUCUAGAGAAGGCUGUUGAGGUUUGGAGAGUUAGAUCCGAGACAGAGGUUCGCAAGAGUCUUGCUCGAAAGAGGAGGAGGCGUAGAGAGAAGAACAGGGAGAAGAACAAAAGUCAGGAAGAGGAAGUGGAAAACGAGGACGACGGCGCGGAAGAUAUUUCUGAAGCUGAUGUCAGCGACGUAUUCGCUCAGUACGUUAUUGUCCGAACCGGAGGCAAGGUGCGGUCGAUUGAUUGGGCAACGUCUGGCAACCAAAAGGAUCUUCAGUUGCUAGUGGCCACGACGAACAAUCAGUUGGAGUAUUACAAUGUUCCCGAUAGGAAAAAGGUCGAGCGCAAGAAGGACGAUAUACCCGACUACAGCCGUACUCUGUCGGUGGAACUGCCUGGCCACCGCUCCGACAUCAGAGCUCUGUCGAUAAGCUCGGACGAUAAAAUGCUCGCCUCGGCUGCCAAUGGAUCUUUGAAGGUCUGGAAUAUCAAGACACAAGCAUGUCUUCGAACGUUUGAUUGCGGCUACGCUCUCUGCUGUGCUUUUUUGCCUGGAGAUAAGGUUGUCGUCGUGGGCACCAAGUCAGGCGAACUCCAGCUCUUUGAUGUUGCUUCAGCGUCACUGCUGGAUAAUAUCCAGGCACAUGAAGGUGCAAUCUGGAGCCUCGGCAUUCACCCGGAUGGGCGAUCCGUCGUUUCUGGCAGCGCAGACAAGACGGCAAAGUUUUGGGAUUUCAAGAUUAUCCAAGAAGAGAUUCUCGGCACGAAGCGAACAAGUCCCAAGCUGAAGCUUGUUCAAUCCAGGCUUCUCAAAGUUUCUGAUGACAUUCUGAGCCUGAAGUUUUCACCGGAUGCCAAAUUACUUGCCGUUUCGUUGCUGGACAACACUGUCAAGGUCUUCUUUGUCGACUCGUUGAAGCUCUACCUCAACCUUUACGGCCACAAGCUCCCCGUGUUGAGCAUGGACAUCUCAUACGAUAGUAAGCUCAUCGUUACAAGCUCGGCAGACAAAAAUAUUCGAGUCUGGGGCCUGGAUUUUGGAGACUGUCACAAAGCCUUGUUUGGUCACCAAGACAGCAUCGUACAAGUUGCGUUUGUACCACACAAUUCCGACGGUAAUGGCCAUCACUUUUUCAGCAGCAGCAAGGAUCGGACGAUUCGGUACUGGGAUGGAGACAAAUUCGAGCAGAUCCAGAGGCUGGACGGCCAUCACGGGGAGAUUUGGACAAUUGCCAUAAGCCAUAGAGGGGACUUUCUCGUCAGUGCUGGCCACGACAAGAGCGUGCGCGUCUGGGACGAGACCGACGAGCAGAUCUUCUUGGAAGAAGAAAGAGAAAAGGAGAUUGAAGAAUUAUACGAAAGCACUUUGACCACGUCUCUGGAAAAGGACCUCGACGCGGAGGACGAGAAUGGCGAGGUCGCGGCGGCCACAAAACAAACCACCGAGACGGUCAUGGCUGGAGAGCGAAUACAAGAGGCCCUGGAGAUGGGCAUGGCCGACUUGAACCUGAUGAAGGAGUACGAGGAAGCCAAGCUGUCGAGUCCCAGUGCGCCGCCGCCUCAGCGCAACCCGGUAUUUCUCGCGCUGGGCGUCACCGCCGAGGCCCACGUCAUGUCGGUGCUACAGCGCAUCAAGGCAUCUGCAUUGCACGACGCACUGCUCGUCUUGCCAUUUGCCACCGUCCCCGUCCUCUUCACAUUCCUCAACAUCUUCGCCAUGCGAUCCAUGAAUAUCCCUCUGACAUGCCGCAUUCUCUUCUUCAUGAUCAAGACCCACCACAGGCAAAUUGUGGCCAGCCGGACAAUGAGAGCCAUGAUGGACGGGAUACGGUCAAACUUGCGAGCAGCCUUGAGGAGACAAAAGGACGAGAUGGGCAUCAACAUGGCAGCGCUCAAGGUUGUGAGCAUGCAACUGCGCGACAGCAGCAUCAAGGACUACGUCGACGAGAACUGGGAGGACGAAAGCCACGAGCGAAGCGCCAAGAAGAGGGCAUUUGUACAUGUAGCAUAG